AUGGUGACUCCAGACGAUCUUGUGGCAAAUAAGCCAAGGACAUCGCAUGCACAAAGAACCAAAGAAACAACAAGGAGACCUAAAAGGCCUAAUUCUGAUCAUACUUCUCAAUUGUCUGUUCCUCCCUCUAGGGAAGAAUUAACUAAAUCAAGUUCUAGGUAUGCUCACAACGCCAUUGCUAAAAUUGUUACCCGUAUCUUGAAUGAGAAUCAUGAUGUACCUGGGAUUUCUGUUCCUUUAAAUUCUGUUCUUCCUGAGUCACAUGACAAUACACAUUUUAAUGGUAAUACUAUUGACACUGUCCAAGCAAAUGAUGAUAUGGAUACGACUGUUCAUGAAGAAAAUGUUGUUAAUAAGGAUGUUGAUGAUGCUUUUAAUAUGGAUGUGAAUGUGGAUGAUAAUAAUAAGAAUGAUGAUGUGGAAGAGACUAUUGGUAAGGACGAUGUUAUUGCUGAUGAUGAUCAUACUGAGGUCCUUAUUGAUGAAGAGGUACCUAGUAAUGUUUUUGGUGAUAAGAAUGAGGGCCACACUGAAGGUGGUCAAACUGAAGAGAAAGAACCUGAGAAGACCCAUACUGAUAAAGUAAUCAACCUUGAUGAUUUCUCUGAUGAUGACUUGGUUGCUUCUAUCAAUCCAAGUAUAGCCAAAAGGCUUAUGAGGAGGAAAGGGAAGCAAGCUGUGGAUGAGGACUCUCUGAAGAAAAAUGUUGUGGUUAAGCCCACUUCUGUUGGACCCAAAAACUCAUGGAUCAAAGUGGUGUCUAAGAAGAGAAAGGCCAGAAUCAUUGCUGAGAAUGAGUCAGAUUCUGAUGUUGUUGUGGAUAUCAAUGACAUCCAUCCCAAGAAGAAGGUCUCUACUAGCAAGCUUGCUACUAGUGUACCUGAGGUGCCUAUUGAUAAUAUUUAUUUUCACUAUCCAUCCAAUGUAAUCAGAUGGAAAUUUGUCUAUCAGAAAAGACUGGCCUUAGAGAGGGAGCUUGCUCAGAAUGCUCUUGAGUGUGAAGAGACUGUGAAUCUCAUUCAUGAAGCUAAGCUGAUAAAAACUGUGACUCAAUUCUCCAAGUGUUAUGAAGUCUUUGAGAAGGAGUUCAUUGUGAACUUACAUGAAGAUUGUGGCAACAAGAAAGCUAAGGAUUACUUGAAAGUGUUUGUCAGAGGAAAUUGUGUUAACCUCUCCCCCACUGUGAUCAACAAAUUUCUAGAAAGACCCAAUGAAGCUCAACCGGAGCUGGAAGUGUCUGAUAAUCAAAUGUGCAAUGUAAUUACUGCUGGACAAGUAAAGACAUGGCCUGUUACUGCAGAUAUUAAACUCAGCAACUCUGAGUCUGAAGACUAA
Molecule: messenger RNA, 1335 nt
Organism: Vicia villosa (hairy vetch)
Lineage: Eukaryota; Viridiplantae; Streptophyta; Magnoliopsida; Fabales; Fabaceae
Exons: 1
Coding region: 1-1335 (444 amino acids)
Source: RefSeq, a predicted model, not a curated record